ACCCAAAACCAAACCCAAACUAAUGAUUAUAUCGUUAGUCUAAUGUUUAAGCAUUAUCCUUUUUGGGUUUCCUGCGUGUCAACACAGCAAUCCACGAGUCAAUGGAGGCUCGAUGCUAUUGCCGGUUAUAUAGUCUACGUCUCUUUCUCCUUCAUCUCAUUUUUUCUCUUCAGAUUGGUCGGAAAUUUGAAUACUCAACGCAGCAAAAGAAGAUUUCGUAAAAUUAACCAUGUUUCUGCUUAAAGGCCAGCACACGACAUCAAGCAGCUUAAUUGCAAAAAGCUUGAAAUCCCCGACAGGAUCAAUAGAGAUGGAUCCUGGAAUCUGGAGCAAGCUACCACCGGAACUUCUCGAGCACAUACUCUCCUUUUUGCCUCUUAAAACGUUCUUGAAUUUGAGGUCAACUUGUAAGCAUUUCAAGUCUCUUGUAUUCUCUCCUUCUUUUAUGUCUAAAUACUCCUCUGGCUCUCCUUUCUCUUCUUUUUUGUUGCUUUCUCAUCCCCAGUGCUACAGUCAUUUUCCUCUCUAUGACACCAUCCUUGGGGCUUGGCGCAACUUAGCACUUCCCUUCUCUUUCCUGCCUUCUGAUACCGCUCAGUUUAAUCUUAUUUCAUCAUCGAAUGGACUUUUCUGCUUCUCUCUCCCAAAUUCAUGUUCUUUCCUUGUAUGCAAUCUCUUAGCCAAAUCCUCCAGGGUUAUUCAAUUCCCUUUCUUCCCUUUUGCUUUUGAGCUGCUCACUUUGGUUUCUACGCCGGAUGGAUAUAAAAUACUCAUGUUUUGCUCUAAAUUUUCUUCCAAUUAUGCUUUUGUGUAUGACUCAAAGGUUCAUUCUUGGAGAAGAUAUGAUAGUUUUCAACCGCUCCUCAUUGACAAUUGCCAUCAGGAAGGCGCAUACUUCAAGGGGUCUUUGUAUUUCACUACCCCAGAACCGUUUUCUAUAGCGUGCUUUGAUCUGGAAAAUGGAAAAUGGGAGAUACUCAACACUGAAAUGCCAGGUGAGCUUACGUUUGUGAGGCUGGUGAGUGAUACUGAUGAAGGCAAGUUGUAUUUGGUUGGGGGAAUUGGAAGGAAUGGAAUUUCAAGGAGCAUGAGAUUGUGGGAAUUGGGUAACGGAGGGAACUGGGAGGAAAUGGAAAGAUUGCCAGAAUUGAUGUGCAGGAAAUUUAUGUCUAUCUGUUACCACAACUAUGAGCAUGUUUAUUGCCUUUGGCAUCAGGGAAUGAUCUGUGUUUGCUGCCACACAUGGCCAGAGAUUUUGUAUUACAAGAUUUCAAGGAGGACUUGGCAUUGGUUACCCAAAUGUCCUUCAGUUCCGGACAGGCGGAGCUGUGGCUUCAGGUGGUUCUCUUUUGUUCCAGGGUUAUACGCUUUGGCUUGAAUAACUUGUUAUCAUGCCUCAGUUACUGUUUUUUCUUGUUUACAUUGGAAUCAGAAAAGGAAAAGAGUGUAUUUUAACUCCCCCCCCCCCCCCCUCUUCAUCAAUCUGUUUCAAUUGAUAUUUCUCGUUCUGUUUGUCAAAUCGAAGUCAGUGUCGUUAGUUUAUGUACUAUUAGACCAACAAGAGAUUUGUGUUUGAGGCUUUGAGAAGUUAAAUUUA
Molecule: messenger RNA, 1597 nt
Organism: Durio zibethinus
Lineage: Eukaryota; Viridiplantae; Streptophyta; Magnoliopsida; Malvales; Malvaceae
Source: RefSeq, a predicted model, not a curated record